Verticillium dahliae VdLs.17 is the source of this 501-nucleotide messenger RNA. RefSeq lists its product as uncharacterized. The record is from RefSeq and is a predicted model, not a curated record. The transcript has 2 exons. The coding region runs from base 1 to 501 and encodes 166 amino acids. Lineage: Eukaryota; Fungi; Ascomycota; Sordariomycetes; Glomerellales; Plectosphaerellaceae.
AUGCAUGCACCGAUAAAGCCAUUCCUUGCACAACUCUGGGAGAAGUGUCUUGAAGGAGGCUGCAAUGUCGAGGGAUGGGACGAAGACACGGAAGUUGUCUCUGGUCUUGGGCCUACGGGGGAUACACUCAACGUUCUAGCUCACGGCAACUGGCCACCAGAGUUCCGUCACGGUCUUGUGUGGGGCAUGACCGAGCUGGUUGGUGGACUCUCAGAGCCUUACCGUAUGACAGCGGAUCGACCGCCUGUCAGGGGAGAAGGUGGCAAGGUGGGUAUUGACGCCUUCAAGGCCCCCAAGAACUUCCAUAUCAGCCGAUAUGCCUGGGAUGACGAUCAUUGGGAGAGUCAGGCAUUCAUCAGUCUUUCAGCCUCCAUGGAGGAUGCUGGCUCGUCUACUUGCGAGGCACUUGUUGGUGCUCUGGAGACUGUCAUUGGAGCUUUCAACGACAACAUUGGGUCUCUCAUUGGUGCCGCCGAGCCCGCUUGCGGUGCUACUGGCUAA